CUUUUUCUUGUAUUCUGGUAGGUGGAAUUCACCCGCGAGGUGGAGGAGGAAGGGGUCAAAACCCUGAAGCAAAACAAACGUGUUCUGUUCCAGAGGAUGGCGCCCUACCCACAGCGCAAAGUCAUAACGUUCAAUCGUUACAACAGUGACUUCACUUUCAACGUCAACUACGGAGACCUGAACUUUUUGAGUGAAAACGAAUUAAGUGUUUUUGGCUCUACGAACUUGAGCACCGUCAAGCUUUCUGGAGUGGGAAGCAGCUUCCAAAAACACGCCGAUGCCGAGUCCAAGGGGAUAAAGGCUCAUUUCAACAUGGAUGAAAGUGGUGUCCUUCUUCUUGAUCGGGUGAGAUUUAUUUACUGCCUCUUUACUUUUUUUAUUCGAGUAGUUAUUCUGACUACCAGAAUGACUGAGUAACACCUGAUAUUUUUC
Oryzias melastigma (Indian medaka) is the source of this 432-nucleotide messenger RNA. Its product is annotated as hypoxia up-regulated protein 1-like. The coding region runs from base 97 to 417 and encodes 106 amino acids. The transcript is spliced from 2 exons. NCBI's taxonomy places the organism in Eukaryota, Metazoa, Chordata, Actinopteri, Beloniformes, Adrianichthyidae. The record is from RefSeq and is a predicted model, not a curated record.